AAAGUAGUUAAGGCCGAUAAUGUGCGAGUCAUUUGAACUUCAAUUUGAUAACAUAAUUGACAUAAUCUAUGUUGUGAUAUAGAGCUGGCGGUCGAGUUUAAUGCAACGAUUAGAUAAAUUGCCACAUGAUUCAAUUAUUUCAAAAUGUAUGAAAACAUACGUGCGCAGGACAUUGAUAUGUGAGGUGCUUUGUCUACCUGGAACACAACGUUUUGUGACCGACGAUAUUCAAAUGGCUGAAUAUGGUGGGGAAGGCGAAGGCGAUAAAUUGCAGUUGGAAACGGUGCGAAUGGUGUUAAGGGAGGAGAUAAAUGAGGCGUUACAUGAUUUUAGCAUUGGACCGGUACACAAAAGAGAUGAAAGGGCGAACGACAUAGAAGCUGAGUACCAACAGAAAUGUCGAGAUUUUCUAGGACGGUUGAAAGAAUACUACAAGAAAACAAUGAAAAUGCUACCUGUUUCGCCAAUAUGGUAUGGUCGUGAGAAAUCGAUUAUGGAUAUAUUUGUACCGAUACAAUUAAACCAUAUCGCACUCGAGAAAAACGGAUCUCGAAGAGAUACGGAACAAAAGGUAGACACAUACAAGGACAUGUUUUAUAAAAACACCACAUUGAGCGACCGAGUAUCCAUACAAGGAGAUCCUGGAAUGGGCAAGACUACGUUUCUUGCUAAAUUGGUCCUUAACUGGUGCGAUUCAGACUCAACAGAUCCGGAGCCCAGCUCUAAAUUCAGUGAUGUAGAAACAUUACAGAAUUUCAGAUUUUUAUUCCACAUAAAACUUCGAGACUCAAUUGGGCAAAGUAAAGUAGUAAACAUGAUCAAAACACAAAUAAUUGAUGAAAUAUACUUUAAUGAAAAACAACAGAGGGAGGCAUACGAUUUACUUGGAAGCAUCUUGGAAAGGGAGACCUGCCUUGUAACAAUGGAUGGGUUAAACGAAUGGACCGAUCACACACAAGAAAACCCUAUACCGAAACUGUAUUCUUUAUCCAAGCAAUGUGUUGUCUUAACAACUUCACGACCCUGGAAAAUGGCUGAUAAGCGUAUCAGAGAUUCUGAAAUCGGUACACUAAUAGAAGCGGUUGGAAUAACUGAAACCGAACAGCUUAUACGUAAUUUGCUACGUUCAAUGACGGAAGACGAUCAAGUGUCAUAUAAAGAAUUUAUGGCCUACGUAAAGGAAAGUAAAUUAAACCAUUUUCUGGCGUCGCCUUGGAUGCUUACACUCCUAGUUAAUUUAUGGGUGGACAAAACGUUUUUAAGUGGAUCAUUGUGCGAAAUAAAUAAAGUUCUGAUAUACACCCUUUUCAACAAAGAGCUACCAGAAGAUGGGUUAACUGAACACAUUCCAUCGGAAAAUGCAGUUUUCGAGCAUCACACAGAGAUUUGUAACGCACUAGCAAGGGUUGCAUUUAAUUUCACGAUUGGCUCUGAAAAGUCACUAGUAUUAAGCAAACAGGAUUUAUUAAGUACUGGCAUGUUGUCAAAUAAACAACUCGAGUUUGCCAUCAGAUCUGGUGUUUUAAGUGAACGACAUUGCUUCUCAGCCGCAUCGUGUAAAUCGCAAGUUUCAUUUCUACAUGAAACAAUCCAGGAAUUCUUUGCUGCUUCUCAUAUCGCUACUUUGCCGGAUGACACAAUUACGAAUAUAUUUUGCAAAAGUAAGUAUAAUGUGUUGGAAAUCAGCCAUGUAAUCAUUUAUCUCAGUGGACUAAAGUGUGAUGUAGCUAAUAAAGUAAUACAAUAUCUGACAGAAGACGUUUUCAACGACGUAAACACAGAACUUGACUGGAUAAGAAUUGGAUCAGAUGACACGUACACGACAUUAAGAUAUUACGUCGUUAACCGUCUGAUGUUAUCUUUAGUGCAGGACAUCAUGAUAAGCUGUUAUCAGGAGGCAAACGUCAGCAGAGAAAAGCAUUUUCGUCUGGAAAUGAGUGAUUUCAUAUUUAAAGCAAACGUAAACAAGAAAAAAAACGAUGAUUUGUUGCAAAUUUUAAUGAUGAACACGUCCAAUAUACGAACACUCAGUUUAGAACGCAGUGUAAUACAAGAACAUACAAUAUUAACAGUCCUUCAACAAUCAACACAUUGCAUCGAACGUUUGAAAACGCCAAUAUCUCGAGCAAUUAUAUCCGCACUACAUAAUCUGAACGUAAAACAGUUGGCUUUAAUCGGCAAUAGCGAUGUGUCAUUGUUUUCCGAGCUGCUGCCAUCCAUGAUUAACCUGACGCUUUUGCUGAUAGAAGAAUCUGAUUUUAACAAAGAUAAUUUCCCACCGCCCUCUGUUGAAAAUGUAUCGAAUGUUCGGUUGCCUAUACUGUUAGAGCAUGUUGCUUUAUUGAAUUGCAAAAUUUCCCUUGAAUGGCUGUGCAGUUUAUUGAUCACACUCUCUUCAUUAGAUCAUCAUGUCAAGUGUACUCUUUCCAAUGUUGUAUUGCAUUUACAUAAAGAAACCCGUCGGCACGAAUCACGUAUACAUGUAUCGGACUUGCGAUCUGAAAUUAUGUCACAUGACAUGUCGAAUAUUGAGAUAUUAGUGGACAAUGUCAGUAAGGAGCUGUUUGAAAUAUUACGUGAUACACGUGUGCGGAUCCUUGACCUGAGAACGGCUGAGUGUGCAUUGGAUUUAAUGAAGGACUCCCCUGGAUUGUAUGAAACGUUACCCACAAUUAAUAUUACCAGUCUGAACAUGACUAAAAUCGAACAUCCUGACAUGCUGUCACAGACAUUGCCUCUACUCACCAACUUGCAGCAGCUAAGGAUAUGUUUAAAACGAUAUAUGGAGAUAAAACUACCAGAAUCUUUAAAGUAUGUGUUUAUAAUUUACACCACAUUUUCCCCUACAUCAUUACAAAAUUUCGUGCAGGACAUGUAUACCGCAAAACAAAACGUGGAUUUUAAACUGUUGUUCCGUGUUGAAGGGAAUGAAGACGAAUAUACGAGAAUCAAUCAAGAAGUUUGUAAACUGGAUACAGUGGAAGUGCAACAGUUUGAUGUUGUGGACAAACGACAUUAUUGUGGGGUUGUUGCUGCUACUGCUACACUUUUUUCUACCGCUGAUGAGACUGAUGACGAUUUCGAUAAGCAUUUACUACGGAGAGAGGGAUAUGUUGAUUCAAGAACGUGGUUGCAUUAUUGUAAAAUUCGACUUCAUGUUUCAUUAUCAGAGAACCUUCAUCGCUAGCGAAACUCGUGCCCCUUUAAUAUUCUUUGGUGCAGCUUUGUUAAAGCGAUUUCAUGAAAUAUGAUAGAGAGUAUAUAACUAACAAAUUAUACAUAAAUUUCGAAUCAUCGCAUUAAUUGAUUGUAUGCAAAUAUAGUCAAUUUGUUCUCAGAGAUAUAUUAAUCAAAAGUACAUGUCUAUUUUCUGUUCGAAUAAAACAUAUUCUGUACAUUAAAGGUAUAUACUUUUUACAUGCAAUUCAAACACGUGUCGGAAAAUAAUUUUGAAAACUAUCAGUUAUUUUUUUAGUUUACCGUUACAUUAAUUAAGUAUUAUUAAUUUAAAGAAAAUGACCUACUCUUAAUUUAAUACGAUCAAUAAUUAUUUAUUUAAAGAAUAAUACUUUAACAAAGUAUAAUAAUUCACUUUUAUAUAUUUUAUUUAUAUAAAUAUAUACCAUGCUCGUCACAUUUCUGUAUAGAGAAAAAUCUAAACCAUUAUAUUUACAUCUUCAAAAAUAGCAUACUCUUUUAUUUGGUGUAAUUGGAUAUGCGUUCGCAUUGAAAAUACUUAUUUCAAAUCUUGUUUUAAUCACAUAAUAACACACAAACUUGCGCUUUAUUUUCAAAGAAAAUACGUCUUUUAUGCAACCGGACUUCAAACAAUAAUAUAACGUGAAAAUGGUGUCGUAAAUAAAUGGCAAUGUCUUUCCGAAAUGACCAUUAUAAACAAGUUGCAUUGAUGAUUCGUCCAAUGUAUUGAAAACGCAAUGAUGAGUGUACACGGGCCGUCCGAAGAAUAUUGACGACUAGUACGUUGCUUUGUUGUGGCGAUUUAGGGCGUUGUCGGGAAGCACCGUCCCGGGAUGCUCGAGUCGUGAUCAUGGUCAUCUGGCUAGAUCCCAAGGUAAAGCUGACAGCAUAUCGACCACCUCGAGAAGUCAGCUGUGCUUUGCAGCCAAAACCGCAGUCUUAGUCGAACGUCAUUAUAUCUGGUGCCCAAAACUUGGGAAGCAACGUUGGCGAAACGACAUAAGAGAAAACCAUUAUCAUCAUCGCAAGUUGUCAAAUCUAUUGUACAAAGCAUGUGGCGAUCGAAGCGCAUAAAAUCAGCAGUCCAGAACACGAUCACCAUAACGUCUAAUCAAGUCUCGGAAGUGCAGAAUAUAGUUAUUAUCGCAGGUCAGUAAGUCAGCAGAGAAGAAUAUGAUUGUUCUUGCGGGAACCAAUCUCAGCAGCGAAAUCAAUAUUCAUCUGCACGUGUUAAAGUAAGCAGCGGCAUUAUGGCUAUUAUUGUGGGACAACAAGUCAACCAGCAAAGUCGUUGUGGUUACAGUGACGAAGUCGCAGCACAAACUCUUAUUAUCUUGAUAGGUAAUUGAAUCAGAAGUGCACAUCAUGGCCAUCAAAGCAGUCAACAAGUCAUAUAUGCAAAUCAGGAUGAUCAUAACAGUAACCAAUUCAUUAAUGCAUAUAAUUAUCAUCAGUGAGACGUUUGUCAUACCAGCGGAUCACGAAUUUAAUCAUUAAGCCAUGGUCUAAAUAAAGUGUCAUCAAUUAAGCAUCCUGAAGCAAGGUCAUAUGGCUGGUUAAUAUGAUAGCAACCAAACCCAUGGUCAUAAUCGCGGGCAUCGACGUCAGAAGCUCAAAAAUUGUGCCUUGUAGCUGGUCACCAGGUCAGUGACUCACAGCCAAUAAGGCAAAUCAUGUCCAACCUCACAUAGUUAUUAACAAAGGUCUCAAACCGCAGUUAACCAUGAAUAUUGUGCAAACAAUAGUCAUUAUCACGUGUCGUCAGACCAACAGUGAAAACCAGUAUUGACGCGGCUUGAGGACUUUUUAUCUACAGUGCCAGACAAUCAUGAUCCAUCGAAGGCAAUUUUACUGUUCUAUUUAAAUUGAAAUUAAAUUUACCUAGAAACAGUCUAUGCAAUUUCAACAAAGAACACAUAACUUACUUAAAUAUGUUCUGAACAUUUGAUUUCGUUUCUAAUAAUGUAAAGGACACAUUGGAUUAAACAUGUUUAAACAUGUAUAUUAUUCGACUUGAAAAAAGUAUUAACAGCAUAAAGGAAAAUCGCAUAUUUUAGCACAGUAUUGGUUUCAUUCACUGGUGAUUGUAGAAAAUAUGUUUGUAUAGUUUGCGGUUGAAUUUAACUUGCAAUUAUCUUCUUUCUUUAACAAAUAUUCCCUAUUUAUUCGCAUGUAUUUGUGUUAAACAUAACGUCCAUUCAAAGUGCCUAAUACUCGAUCUUUCUCUAAUGAUGAAGUAUCAACGUACAUCUCGAGUCCAUUCUGCUCCCAGGUUGAUGUACCUUCAAAAGUCUUAGGGACCGCCCCGAUCAUAGGUAGAAGUCACAACCCCUCUCAGGUCGUUAACGCAAUCAUCCCGAACGUCUUAGCGUCUAAUCUGCUUUCAGAAUGACGUCACUUCUUGCAUUAAGGAUCCACUUUUCUUAAACGACGACGACCCCUUUACUUACUUAUGAUUAAAUGUACUGUGAAGUUGGUAAUAAUUGUGCUAUAUUGUUCCUGAUAUCGGAUUGACAUUUACUAGCGUACCGUUAUUAUGCACGCGCAAUGCUAUGCUGUACCGAGAGAAUUUUGAAAGACAAACCUAUUUUCCAUCAUAUCAUACUAAAAUUGGUAUUUAUUCUUUUACAGCUGUCUGCUGUAGACAUGUAUAUAUUAAAUAAAUUCGAUUUGUUAAUAUGUCGUCAUUGUUGACAGGAGCUGUUUGUAAUUCAUCAUCGUCUGCGUUGAUCACUAUAUUAAUAAGCAAAACUUAUAGGUGAAGGAACAUACACAUGUUGUACAUAGAUUAUAGAUGUAAAUUUUUUCAUCCUUUCAACAAUUAAAUAUAAUGUAAUAAGCCUGAUAUAAUUAACAUUAAACGAUAACUAUUUAAUAUAUUACGUAAUAACAUUUGCCAAUUGUAAAUUGUUUCUUGCACAUGUUCAUUAAUAUCCGUUUUUGUAUAGUAAUUGUGACUUUUUCGUUUACACAAUUGAUAUUAUUAGCUUUAUGUGUCAUUAAUUAUCUAACUUUAUGACGUAAAAAAAACUACCGCGUAUCAUCACACAACCGUUAACAUCUGGAAUAUUCAUGAAAAUCCACUGUAAAUAUAUUGUAUACAUUGCACAUAAAAUCUGAAUGCCUCACUCUAAAUAAUAUGUGCACACCUUAUGUAUCUUCAUAAGGAUUCAUUCAAGUGAGUAGAAAUGGUUCUGAAUACAGAAAGCUGUCUCUUUAACAGUGGCGUCAGUGGUUUUAGUUAUCUGGAUCACUAUAUACCAUCUGGGAUGCCCUAAUCAAGAGCUAUGAAAAAACUACUACGGAGUCCUCCACGUACCUGUGUAUAUUAGCAUUGUUAAAGCGCUAUUAUGAACUUAAGUAAUACUGCAACGUUUGAAACAACUUCAGAGUCAGGUUUAUGGUAGGCGACAUUUUUGUUUGUUUGUAAAGCAUUUUAGUUAUGGAUAAUUAUAUAUAUAUUACAUGCAUUUUUCAGUUUUUUAUCAUUAGUUGACAAUAAAUCCAUGCAUGUUGAAUUCUAGAUAUCAACUUAAAAAAAAGUUCUCUUAAUUUAGAACAUAAGUGCAUUCGCAGCUUAUUUUGUGUACAUAUGUAUUUGUGUUAUUAUUAUUUUCUUGCUACAGGUGUGUAAAUAGUGUGCACUAUAAUAGUUGAUUACUUAGAAUAUGCUACUGUAACGUGAUGAGUAACAGAACAUACAAUAUAUCGUUAUUAAACAUUGCCAAUAAGAAAGUUUUAACAAUUUUGAAGUUCCGAUUCAAAUGGUAUAAAAAUGUGUCAGUUCAUGAUGGAAUGUAGCUCAUUUUAUGUUUUGCAUUUAAAUAUAGUUUCAGCAAAUGGUCUUUAAAAUUGUCCAAUAAACCAUUUUGCUAUAUAUACCCAAUGUUUAUCUGACGUGCACGUUUAUAUGUAUAAAAUAUCAUUUAUUUUUGUUUUGUCCAUAAAUUAUUUAGUUUUAAUAAUGUAUAUGUAAAUAUUAUUUCGAAUCUUAUGACAAUUAUGUAAUCUAUUGUUGAAUACCCGAUGUCGAUGUUUUUAAUGUGCGCUUGACUUAGAAAAGUCAUCGGACGAGUUUGCGUUAUCUGUAGUAGUCUAAUGCUACACAGAUAGAUAUAAAUCAUGUGAAUGUGUGUAUAUAAGAAUUAUAAUAUAUGUGUAUGUAUUUCUGUGAAUACUAUAUAUUUUGUGUAUAAAUAUUGAGUUACUAGUAAUCUUAAUAUAAAAUAAACAAAUUAAGUAUGUUCAUGUAUAUUAGAAGAUUACGUUACAAGUAACUGCGAAUUUAACACUGUAAAAUAAAAAUAUGUUUUCAAAUGUCAAAGUUUACAAUAGUACGUUCGUUUGCUGUCGCUUUUUAACCAGGUUUUCCGAAGGAAAAAACUGGUUAUUAGAUUGGCGAAUGCGGGCGGGCUGGCUGGCUGGCGGGCUGGCUGGCUGGCUGGCGGGCUGGCGGGCUGGCGGAAUAAGCUUGUCCGGGCCAUAACUAUGUCGUUCAUUGUCAGAUUUUAAAAUCAUUUGGCACAUUUGUUCACCAUCAUUGGACGGUGUGUCGCGCGAAAUAAUUACGUCGAUAUCUCCAAGGUCAAGGUCACACUUUGAGUUCAAAGGUCAAAAAUGGCCAUAAAUGAGCUUGUCCGAGCCAUAACUAUGUCGUUCAUCGUCAGAUUUUAAAAUCAUUUGGCACAUUUGUUCACCAUCAUUGGACGGUGUGUCGCGCGAAAUAAUUACGUCGAUAUCUCCAAGGUCAAGGUCACACUUUGAGUUCAAAGGUCAAAAAUGGCCAUAAAUGAGCUUGUCCUGGCCAUUACUAUGUCAUUCAUUGUGAUAUUUUAAAAUCAUUUGGCACAUUUGUUCACCAUCAUGGGACGGUGUGUCCCACGAAAGAAUCACGUCAAUAUCUCCAAUGUCAAGGUCGCCACGACUAAAAAUAGAUUUAAAAAAAAAAAAACUUACAAAGGGGGUUAAUUUUUUUUGGUCAUUUCAAAAGUUCAGUUUGAGUUUUCUCCCUUUAUCAGAUUUUUUUUUCACAAUGAAAACCUGGUUUUGUGACAAUUUUGUCCCUUGUUACUUUUGAAAUAAAAAUACGUACUCAACUUGUAAAGAUCGUUGGUGUGGUGUAUUACUGGAAUGUUGCAUGUACAUAACAUAAUAAUCUUAUUCAUGAGAUUUUUCUUACUAUUAAACAAAUGCUCAGUUUAUUAUCCAGUAGGGAUAAAGAUACACAUUUUCAUAGUUAUUUGGGCGAAAUAUUACAAUAAAAUAGUGUUUUUUACUAUGAAAAUUAAACAAAUGCAUAAUAAUUUCACGUACUUUUGUGCAAAUGAAAGUAUUAUUAAUAAUAACAAUCACCAAUUAGCCAAACUCACAAGAUAUCUGAAACAUAUGUGUAUUAGCAUUUAAUUUUUUUUAAUACCGUAUAUUGUACGAACUAGCGUUGACCUUGGCAAGGAAGACAGGAAAAAUGUGUUUUACAAAGAUAGCUUCAUUUAAUAGUAGUUUAUUUCUCCGUCUUCAAUUAGUUUAGUUUUUAUGCGGGUUAUUUAUAUAUGUUUAUGAACACAUAGUGAAUUCAAAAGGUGUACACAUUCGUUUGUCCAUAUACAAACAUGUAUGUUCAUAUGUAAGUUAAGCCCCUGGUGGUAGUUUAUGUUGAACUCUCGUUUAUAUUUUAACAUACACGUGUAUGUACGCCAUGUAAAACUAUGAAAUUUGCUAUAUAAUUAUGAAUGGUUAAGAUGUGAUGUGUGUGAUUUAAAAAAAAUAUAUUUAUGAUAUUUGUUUACGUUAAAUUUGUAUUGUAAGAAUGUAAAAACAUUAUUAAGUUUACUUCAAUGAAAUCUCCGCAUGUUCAUUUUAUUUUCUUGAUUGAAUUUCGACCUUAUUUCAGUGAAUGAAAACACGUAGCGUUACAAUACAGACACUGUGCCUACAAGAUAAUAAUCAUACUAAUAAGGCGCUGUUUUACAGUAGUAUUGGGUGCAUUAAUGUACAUGCAUCAUCACAUGCGUCAAUAAGGUAUCAGAACUGCAAUCGUGCACUAUAUUCGAUUUUCUAUAAUUAUCGUCACUCCAACCGUUUUUCAAGUAUGUUCGUACAACUACAAAACGUCGGUUUAAUAUAAAAAAAAGACAAUAGUCAUUAUACGCGACACUUGUAUCACAAAGUCCAAACAUUAGCUCGUUAAUCCUUAUUUACUAUCUUACAAGGCAAAUGUUAUGUAAUAACCUAGAAAUAUCUUCUUACUAAGUCUUGCCUGCACAAUAUUUAUGUUCAUAAGAGUGCAAUUUGUGGAGGAAUGUUCCAGAUAAAAAUCGUGAAAGAAAGAAUGAUGAUUUUUACUUUGGAAUGUCUGAGAAUCCUGGAUUGGUUAGUAUUGUUUCUUAAACUAAGAUUUAAGGUACAGAAUACCAUAACAAUAGGACAUAUGCGAGAAAAGAAAAAUAAAUAUUCAAAAAGUCGUAAUACUGUUUCAAUACCUCAACACACACAUACAUUUGUUGAACUGGUUUAAUAUUAAGUUUUUACAUACUGUCCUGGUUUAUCCCUGUUUAAAAUUCAUAUUUACAUUUAUAUAUACUUGGUGUAGUUGUUAACCUUUGUACUGUUUUAUUUUCAUUAAACUUGUCUUUGUAGAACGCUUUCUUAUUGUCAUGUGCAACAAUACAUCAUUAUUUGUUAGAAAACAAAGUAAUCUUUACAGCUAUUCAAAUCCAUCAUAGUUGUUGUUGUUGUUAAGUUUUAUUUUAGGAUUAUAUUAGUUUUCAUGACUCAAUGCUUUGUCAGGUAAUGCCGUAAGUUUAAUAUUUGACAUGCGCUCAUGUUGUGUUGCAUGGUAUAGUUGAAUUGUCAUAUGGUGUUUUAUUAUGGAAUACUUAUCAAUGAAUACAAUAAUUCUAUAAACAAAA
Dreissena polymorpha is the source of this 10106-nucleotide messenger RNA. RefSeq lists its product as uncharacterized. The record is from RefSeq and is a predicted model, not a curated record. The coding region runs from base 101 to 3187 and encodes 1028 amino acids. Lineage: Eukaryota; Metazoa; Mollusca; Bivalvia; Myida; Dreissenidae. The transcript has 3 exons.